This is a messenger RNA of Didymella exigua CBS 183.55, 804 nucleotides long. RefSeq lists its product as uncharacterized. The transcript is spliced from 3 exons. The record is from RefSeq and is a predicted model, not a curated record. NCBI's taxonomy places the organism in Eukaryota, Fungi, Ascomycota, Dothideomycetes, Pleosporales, Didymellaceae. The coding region runs from base 109 to 699 and encodes 196 amino acids.
AGAGAGAGAGAGAGCCGCAUACGCGACCCAUGUCCCAAAUGCGUCUCUAUCUGUCUAUCAAUCACACACGAUCACACAAUGAUACCACGCCCCGUUCCAUAGUCCAACAUGGCCGCCAACAUCCCCGACCACUACCUCUGGCUCGGCCUAGGCGUCUUCACCUUCCUCGCCAUCCAGCACGUCGCCCAGGGUCUGCGCCACAUGCGCACGCUGACCGAAGUGCACCGUCCCGCGCCCCACCCACCAAGCACCCACGCCAGCCGCUCCUCAGACGCGAUCAAGACCGCCUCGUUGCUCACGCUCGCGCACAGCCACAACAUCGAGCUCAGCCUCAGCGCCACAACGCUGCUGUGCGAGCGCUUCUACGCCAGCCACUCCGCGCGGCAGCUGCUGCUGCGCGACCUGGGUAGCGCGAACGAGCGCGUCCGGCGCCGCGCCCGCCUGGCAUUUCGCGUCCUGCGCGACCACGGCGUGUUUGGGGGACGCGGGAUGGCGCAUGUGUUUCCAGGACUUGAGCCGCCGGACUGGGAGCAUGUCGACGUUCUGCCUGCGGUGCCGCGGGGCGGGCUGAGGGAAGCGGUGCAGCAGGAGGAGGAGGAGCGGGAUGCGCGGCGGCGGCGCGCGAUGUGUGGAUGCGGGAUCGCGCGGGCGUGGUGGGGUUGGAUGUGGAUGCGGAUUUGGAGCGCGGGGAGCUGGUAGUCGACGGGGUUGUGCGUUGAUGCUUGCUUCUAUUUCUCCGCGUAAAUGAUACCCGUGGCAUGAUGCUGGCGUUGGAAUUUCAGGUUGGUUUAUUGUAUAUGUACA